CCAAGACGAGUCCAUGUUACUUAAUAGAAAACAAAGGCACGUGUGGCAAGGUAGCCAAUCCUAUCGCAUUGGAGGAAUGGAAUUUUACUGUACAGGAAAUGAGAUGAAUUCUUAUUUGACUUACAUUUCUCUACCGAAAGCUUAAAAAAAAACACAAUUUGGCUAUAUCACGUCAUUUAGCGAUCCGAAUAUACAGUAUGCGCUCUAUUUUUCUCUCGGAAUAUGGCAUUUUAACAUGGGAUUAUUGACUAGACGGUAUUGUUAGAUAAUCAGGAAGUAUAGACAGUAACCCGAUCAAGAAUGUGAUAACCUGCUUCCGUCAACAUCUAAAAUUUGCAAAAAUGUGUUCAUUGAAAGACAACAUUCGGCGCAUACGGCCAGCUUCCGAUGGGCUGAUAUUGGAAUUGAAAUCCGCCCACCCUCCAUCGCUGGAGGGGCGCGCUGGCUGCGAGACGUGGAGCGUUGAUUUCUCUCCAGAUGGAUCCUGGUUUGCAUGGUCCAUGGGACACGGAAUUGUGUGGGUGAUUGCCUGGCCGCUUCGGCAUGAUAAGGUCAAUAGGGUUGAGAUUGCCCUAGAGAGCAACAGACAGGACAAGACCCUGAACUGUGGUCAGACAGUGUGGGGGUUGGCGUUUGGACCACGUCCAUCAAAGACACCAGCACCUGGAGAAAAAGCAGCAUCCUGUGAGAGAGAAUCAUCCAGACUGCUUCUGGCAACUGGCUUAGACAAUGGAGUGAUCAAGAUAUGGGAUGUUGUAACUGGUCAGCCUCGGUUUGACCUCAAAGGACAUGAGGGUAUUGCAAGGGACCUGGUCUUCACUCCCAACGAAAAGCUCACCCUCAUAUCAUCCUCUCGAGACAAAACCUUAAGGAUAUGGGAUCUAACCCAGAAAGGUGAAAAGGAGCCACAUGUCCUCUCUGGUCACAAGGACUGGGUCAGCUGCUGUAGUGUCUCACCAGACUGCAGCAUGAUCGCAUCGGUCGGCAGGUUUGACAGAAUGGUGUGUCUAUGGAGCCUGCGGUCGUACACCUUCAUCAGGAACUUAACGGGGAUCAACCACAAGACAUUCUACCUAUUAGCUUCCUGUGACUUCUCUCCCGAUGGGGCACUGCUCGCCACCGCAGCCUUCAGUGGUUCCAGUUGGUGGAUCGAUCUGUGGGACCCCUACACUGCACAGAAAUUGUCUACUCUAAUGGAUUGCUCUGAGAUGUAUGGACAGAACCAAAUCUCAUCAUUGAGAUUCUCCCCCGGGGGUUUGCAACUGGCCAUUGUUACUGAAGACAGAGCCCUCCAGAUGUGGGAGCCAGGACAGAGGGGUAUGGUGAUGCAGACCAAGGAGGACCGUACCUCCAAUGGGCUGUGCUGCAACUUCCAUCCACAAGGGGGAGUCGUAGCCACAGGGACCAGAGAUGGCCACGUGAGGUUUUGGAUGGUACCCAGGUCAGUGCCCAGUCUGUGCCACCUGUGCCGCUCCGUCCUGCGCCACUCAGUCUCCACACACCAGGUGGAGGCCCUCCCCAUACCACGCAGGAUCCUGGAGUUCCUCACCUACAGAGACAUCCCGGACCACUCAGAAGCACGAUCUGACCGCUCCUCGGAUGAGGAGGAAUAGUGACUUUGGGAAUGGGUGGAGGAAUGUUUCUGGACUCCAUUUGUAAUGCAUUUGAGUUGAUGGAUGUAUUGACUAACUAAUGAUGGAACAGUCAAAGGAGGAGAGCUUAUUAUUUGCCUCGUUUACAAAUGCAUAAAAAGUUGGUGGGAAUGUUGUCUGACUGAAAUGAUGGGACUUUUUAGGACCUUGAGUGGAGUGGAUACUUUGGUUUACACAAAAUCAGUCAUGUCUCAUCAGCUAUUUGUCCAAGGAAAUCUCUCAGGAUGUCAAAAUGGAAAUUCACCUGGAUGCAAUUAGCUAGUGAUUAUAAACAAACAUACAGAUGAACUUUAAAAAAACUCUUUACUGGCUAAUUUACAUAAAUGGAAAAUGGAAGUUACUAGAUCUAUAUUUUGUGUUAGAGAUAUAUUAUAGUAUGUAAAGUGACAUUUGUGUAAUUUUGCUGAGAGUAAAUAUACAUUUUGUAUUGUGUAAAUUGGUCUAUUAAAUCAUAAUUCCAUGACAGUCUAAAAAAAUA
Messenger RNA from Salmo salar (Atlantic salmon), 2130 nucleotides. RefSeq names its product WD repeat and SOCS box containing 2 (gene wsb2). The record is from RefSeq and is a predicted model, not a curated record. Gene Ontology annotation, molecular function: protein binding. Gene Ontology annotation, biological process: protein polyubiquitination; intracellular signal transduction. Lineage: Eukaryota; Metazoa; Chordata; Actinopteri; Salmoniformes; Salmonidae.